This is a messenger RNA of Nothoprocta perdicaria, 770 nucleotides long. RefSeq lists its product as uncharacterized. The coding region runs from base 1 to 690 and encodes 229 amino acids. The transcript has 6 exons. The record is from RefSeq and is a predicted model, not a curated record. Lineage: Eukaryota; Metazoa; Chordata; Aves; Tinamiformes; Tinamidae.
AUGCCGAUCCGUGUCCCCCCCCCAGAGCUGGUGCUGGGCCAGGCGGCGGCGCCGGCGCGGCCGCGCCCGCCCGCCGCAGAGCCCCUGGGCAGCCCGCGCGGCCGCAGCCGCGUGCUGGCCCGCACGGCGCGCUGGUGCAACGUGACGCUGCAGUGCCAGGCGGAGGGCGGCAUCAACGUCACCUGGAGCCGCGGGGACGGCGGGAACGGCGGGAUCGGCGGGGACGGCGGCGGCGGGAACGGGGACGGCACCGCGCUGCGCCUGGCGCUGCCGCCCGCCGCCGCCAACGGCACCUACGUGUGCACCGUGAGCAGCCCGGCCGAGCGCAAGGUCGUCGUGUUCGACCUGCGGGAGAUCUGCCAGGGCGCGGGGGGAUCCGUGUCCUGGUCCGUGUCGGGCUACGUGGGGCUGAGCCUGGUGCUGCUGGCCGGGAGCCUGGGAGCAGCCCUGUGGUGCUGGCGCAGGAGCGGCGGGAAGGCGGCCGAGCCAGCUGCCCCCCCGCCGGGGCCGGCGGCCGAGAGCCCCUCGGACCCCCAGUACGCCGAGAUCGUGCGGAGGAGCCCCCCGGAGGGCAAGGACCAGGGCCUCCGUCUUCCCGAGAACAACCCGGAGCGGAGCCUGYCGGAGGAAGCGCCGGCGCACGAGCAGCUCCGCCGGCCCUCGGAGAGCGGCGCCCAGGAGGUGACCUAGGCGCCGGCAGAGCCGGAGCGUCGGGAUUUACGGGAAGGGCUUUAACGUGCGUCGUGUGCCAAACCCGACCCCCCACCCCG